CUUAAGGCGAAAGAACUGCGAACAAAUUAAAAAGUGUUAUUCAAGUGAAAAAAUUAAAGUUAAAAAGUGUAAAAAUAUGUUCGCGAAAUUGUGCAUUGUCCUGCUGUUGGCAGUUGGUCUUAGCCAGGCCGAAAUUAAAUACUUGCCCGAUGGUGGCCUACUGCAAUUCAUGAUGCAAUCGCGUGACCUCAGUCUGGGCAAUCCCGAGUGCUUUGUGUACUAUGUCCCCGUGUUGAACGAUAUUGUCAAUCAGUACCAAAAGGACUACGAACUGUGCCUGGAGAAUGCUGAGGCAGCACGACAGGGCAUUGAUGACACCACGGCUGCCAAUCGCACUGAGAUCGAUAACUCGGCCUCGAAUGCCUGUUCCGCAUUGAAAGAGUGUAGUGCUGAGAAGUCUGCUCUCGCUUAUUUCGAAUGCUAUGUGAAUGCGGGCUCCGAAAAUGCCAAGUCCAUGUAUACGAUUUCUGCAAAUUCCGCUGAGCUGUUGGCCCAAGUGCAAGAGGACUAUCGUCUGAUUCAGGUCAAUGAAUUUGCAUGCACUAACAAAUCGGAACGUGCCUAUGUGGAAAAUACAGCAGCGGCCUAUGCCGAUCUAGAUGAUUGCUUGAAGGGUAUCAAGCCAGUACCGACUGCAUCCCCUGAUACGACUACUUCAACAACAACUUCAGGAUCAACUGAAGUUGACACUUCCAGCAGCACCAAUUCUGAACCCAUAACAUCUGAAUCCACAAGCACCACACCUGAUAGCUCCACCAGCAGCGACGCUCCCGAAGAGAGCUCUUCCAGCAGCGCCGCUCCUGAAAUCCCCACCAGCAGCGACGCUCCCGAAGAGAGCUCUUCCAGCAGCGCCGCUCCUACAAUCCCCACCAGCAGUGCCAAUCCUGAAGUCCCCACCAGCAGCGACGCUCCUGAAGAGAGCUCUUCCAGCAGCGCCGCUCCCGAAGAGAGCUCCCCGAUUAGUACAGAAGCUCCUGCAUCGUCAACCACAUCUAACCCAGAAAGAGAACAAAUGCCCGAAGAAGAUUUGCGAGCAGCCAGUAAUGCCGAUAUCAAAUCCAUCAUUGACAACUUGAAGAACUGGUUGAAACGCCACUAAAUUUAUGAAAAUGGUGUAUAAAGAACUUAAAAAACACAAGCUUUAAAAUUCCUGAUAAGGAAAAAAAGAAAUUUAAAAAAUAUAUUAUCAGUAUUUACUGUAUUGUAUUAAAAACA
Messenger RNA from Drosophila willistoni, 1215 nucleotides. Its product is annotated as flocculation protein FLO11. The record is from RefSeq and is a predicted model, not a curated record. NCBI's taxonomy places the organism in Eukaryota, Metazoa, Arthropoda, Insecta, Diptera, Drosophilidae. The transcript is spliced from 2 exons. Bases 77 to 1099 code for a protein of 340 amino acids.